This is a messenger RNA of Thermochaetoides thermophila DSM 1495, 3813 nucleotides long. RefSeq names its product putative nuclear pore protein. The coding region runs from base 1 to 3813 and encodes 1270 amino acids. Lineage: Eukaryota; Fungi; Ascomycota; Sordariomycetes; Sordariales; Chaetomiaceae. Gene Ontology annotation, molecular function: structural constituent of nuclear pore. The record is from RefSeq and is a predicted model, not a curated record. The transcript has 4 exons. Gene Ontology annotation, biological process: protein import into nucleus; nuclear pore organization. Gene Ontology annotation, cellular component: nuclear pore transmembrane ring.
AUGAGUGACGCACCCGCUGUCGGCGCCUUCCCGCAGACGCCCGUGGCGGCGCGACGGGGUCCUGCGAGGCCCUCUGACUCAACUACAUCAACAACAAUAAAGAGAACAAGUCCUUUACCGCUCGCGCCACAAGCAGGUCGCCAGGCAACCAACAUUUCCCCGGUAAUACCGUUACAUAUACUCGAUGCGCCAACACAGCGCUUCUACGCGUUUGCCUUCUACCUGGCCCUCACGGCCUGGAAGCUCUACGACUGGACCCAGGUCCUCGAAGAGGAUACCGAGUCCUUCUUGCUCUUCUUAAAAUGGAUCGCCAUCGAUUGCGUGUUCCUCUUCGGGCUACCGGAGCUCAGGAUACCGUGGCUUGAGCUGUCACAGCCGUUCGUCAUGGUGGCGUUUGCCAUCCAUGCCAUGUUUGAUUGGAUUCUCAUGUUCAACAUUGGCUUCCCUUGGCAGUCUUGGGUUAUCGGGCUCCUCAAGGUCUUCUACGACCGAGAGAUAGCGAUCUCGGAGCACAACGUCAAGCUGUCCAGCAUUCUGCAAAACUCCUCGUUGAUCAUGGGUCGCCAGAUCAUUAAUAUUCUUCCCGAAGGAUCUGCGAUUCUCAACCCUGAGCUCCAGCCCUUCUGUUUGGGCGGCGACCGGAAAACUGCAAAUAUCCCCAUCUUUUUCAAUUCCACAAUCCCUGUCGAGGUUGAGCUGAUCCGGACCGAUUUCGAAACCGGUCAGCAAGAGUCUAUCAAGCUGAGCAAGAGCCAGCUCCGCGAUAUCGAGCGUCGCGCGAAGAGGGAAAGUCAGGAUGGCGAUACUGUGCAGAGCAUUGUCCAGUUCGACUUCCCGGUCAAGAAGACGGGUGCAUAUAGACUCGGCCGCGUUCUUGACGAGUACAAGCUGGAGGUUCAGCGGAGAAACCCAUUGACUUUUGUGGUAUCUUGCCCAAAGGCUUGGGUCGGCCCUGCGCUGUCGGCCCAUCGCUGCGUUGGCGAUCUAUCGGAUCUGUCCAUGAUGGUGGAAGGCACACCCCCGCUCAAGAUUAAGUACAGCCGUAUGAUCAAUGGCAAGGACCACAGCUUCCAUUUCCAGAGUCUCCAGCCGGAAGGUUUCGUGUCUCCCCUGAGCGGAUUGCGGUCAAACAACUGGGGUUAUGACGAAGACGAUAUCUCCUGGGCCCGGGCUCAGAAGGUUCCUGUGGGGCUCAACGAGUCUAUGCACUCCAGCGGCGACUGGCAGUAUUCCAUCGACGAGGUUCAGGACGGCUUCGGCAACAUUAUCAAGUACGACUCCCUAGCCGAUGAUCCCGACGGCAAGCCCAAGCCCAAGCAUCUCACGCAGAGCUUCGUGGUCAAGAAGCGGCCUGUCAUUCGCUUGGAGGGUUGCGAUCUUAGGCAUCCUCUCAAGGUGGCCAAGGGGAAGUCGAAGAACCUCCCCGUUUCGUACGGUCUCUCCGGUGGCUCGCGCGAGGAUUCGACUUAUCAGAUCGCUUGGCAGUUCUCACCGAUCGAUACGCUUACCGAAAGUGGUGACCAUGGCGAUGUGGUUACGAUCGGCACAUACACUGCCAAGAAUAAUCGCGACAGACCGACCAUUUCUGCCCCUGGUCUCUACACUCUCAAGUCGGUGUCUGCGAGUCAAUGCGAGGGUGAGAUUCAGGAGCCGUCUUCUUGCCUGUUGCUCAAUCCAUUGGAGCCGAGGCUUUCUCUUCGCCACGAAGAAAUCCCGGACACAUGCGCUGGCAACUCGAUUGGUCUCAGGGUGGAUCUGGAUCUCAUUGGUACCCCUCCGUUCAUCGUUAGGUACGACGUCAUUUCGAAUGGCGAACGACGGUCUGAACGGGUGAGCAUCCCUGGCCUGCGGUACCAAUUGGAUUUGGUUCCCCGCAUUGCUGGUCACCACAAGUACAUCUUCACGCAUGUUGGCGACUCUAUCUACGAUGGCCAGAAACUCUCCGGUCCUGAGUAUGUACUUGAACAAGACGUCAAGCCGGCGGCGGCUGCGUUGAUCCAGCACAGCACGGGCAAGAUGAGCUCUUGCCUCGGCGAUCAGGUCACUGUUGACAUCCUGCUUCUCGGCGAUCCUCCGUUCACUCUCGAAUGGGAGCUUAUUCAUGACGGCAAGAGGAAGCAGUUCAAGGUUCCGAAUAUCCAAGAGAACUCGUAUCAAAUCAAGACUGCUCCUUUGACUACCGGUGGCGAAUACACUCUCGGAUUGACCAGCGUCCAGGACAAGAGAGGCUGCCGGAACUUCUUGCAGGAGGAGCUCAAGAUCUCCGUCCGGCGUCAGAGCCCCCGCGCCGCUUUCGGUCAGGUCGAUGGCAAGCGCAAGAUCUUGGCUGUGGAGGGUUCGUCUGUCAAGCUUCCGCUCCGUCUUACUGGGGAGGGGCCCUGGAAGGUUUACUACGCCAACCUCCAUGAUGGUUCGCCAGACAAGCCCAAGGUCCAGGAGAAGAUUAUCAAGAGUGACAACGGUUUCCUCGAGGUUCGGGGACGCGGUGCUUUCGCGAUCACAGAUGUUUGGGACAGCCAGUGUCACGGUGUCGUGGAUCCGAAGGCUUCCAGAUUCGAUGUCGACUGGUUUCCGCGGCCCGAGCUCUCUGUUGCUCUUACCCAUGGUGUGUCGAAGACCGAAACUGGCUUCCAGCUUCAGGAUGUCUGCGAGGGCGACGUAUCUGGUUUCGAGGUUGCUCUCAAAGGCACUCCUCCCUUCACUGUGGAAUACGAAGUUCGCCAUCAUCCACUCCAGGGUUCCAGCUCUUUAAGCAAGAAGAAGAUCGAGGGAGUCGUUGGCAAGGAGGCUAUCCAAGCCGACACGUCCAAGGCUGGCACGUACACCUACAAGUUCACGGCCCUGGAGGACGAUCUUUACUCGAGCAACAGAGGCUUCCAACCUAUCAUCGUGAAACAAAAUGUCAACCGGAAGCCGACGGCCUCGUUCGUCAAGCCCGGACAGACCUUCAAGUACUGCAAGUCCGAGCAGGACAAUGAGGAUGGUAUCCCGAUCACCCUCACUGGCGUACCUCCUUUCUUCCUCGAGGUUGAGAUCAAGCACCAGAGCGCCGCCGUACCCGAAAUAUACCGGACUCCCGCCAUCGAUUCUCACUCCUACGAGCUCAAGAUCCCCCGGCACCACCUUCGCCUGGGCACCCAGCACAUUCGCAUCCGCGAUAUCCGUGACGGCAGUGGAUGCCAUUCGACAUCCGGUAUUCUCAGCGGCCCGUCCGUCCAAGUCCAGCUGUUCGAAGCACCCACCAUCUACCCCCUCGAGACCCGCACCGAUUACUGCGUCGGCGAGCGCAUCUCGUACACCCUCUCAGGCCAGGCGCCCUUCGAAGUCUGGUACACCUUCAACGGCGUGGAGCUCAAGGCCAAGUCUCCCAACACCAACUUCCGUCGUAUCGCCGAAUCGCCCGGCGAGUUUACCAUCACCUCUGUUUCCGACAAGGCCUCGGAAUGCCGCGCUCCUGUCUCCAUCACUAAGACCAUCCACCCGCUUCCCGCGGUUCGCAUCAGCAAGGGCAAGAGUGUGCGCGUAGACAUCCAUGAGGGCGGCGAGGUCGAUAUACUGUUCGAGUUCUUCGGCACCCCGCCGUUCGAGUUCACUUACACGCGUAGCACGAACGCUCGUAAAGGGCAAAAGUCGCAGGUGCUGGAGACGAGGCAUGAUAUUAGCCACGAGCAUAGCAAGGUAAUUAAGGCUAGUCAGGAGGGUACAUAUGAGGUGGUGGCGAUCAAGGAUAAGUACUGUUCGUUUUCGACACAGGCGGUGGUUGGGCUGGAAGGAGGGAAGAAAGAUAAGACGAAGAAGUUGAAGGUUUAUUGA